AUGGGACGAAAUUUGUUAAUGAGUAGCCUUGAAAAUGCAUCAUUUAAUAUAAUAUUUCAAAUUUUAUUUAGAUGUGUAACAUUUGUGAUAAAUGCAUGGGUCAUUAGGAAUGUUGGACAUGAAGUUCUUGGUAUUAUGAAUGUAAGGCUACUGCUCUUGGAGAGUACAAUACUAUUUCUCAGUCGGGAACCAUUCAAUAGAGCAUGCCUUGGACAAAAAGACGAGUUUAGUUGGAGGCAACUAAUCAACCAAAUUUGGCUUUCUGUACCUGUAAGUUGUUUUCUGUCAAUUGUAUUUGUUUAUAUUUGGCUGAACUGGCUACCACUGGGCCACCCAGAACAUGCCUUCCAAUACACAUUUGGUUGUUGGAGUGUGGCCUUGUCAUGUGUGUUAGAGUUGUGUUCUGCCAAUGUUGCCCUAGUGGCACAACUUUUCUGUUUCAUUAAAUUAAAAGUUGCUCUUGACACUCUCCAUAUCUUUGUAAGAACCUUAUUAUUUUUAUCAAUUGUUAUAUAUGACAGGUCCCUUGCCCUCAUUGCAUUUUCUGUGGCACAAGUAGGCAGCAUUGGAGCUAUAGUAGUCAGUUACUACAUAUUCUUCUAUUGGUACAUCAAAAAUAAACCACUAUAUGGAAAAGGAGCUUUAAAAAGCAAAUUAGUACCUGAAGCAGUUUUGCACAGGCUGUAUGAUAAUAUGGAUGAUUUUCAAUUUACAUCAAUACUAGACUUCUUACCAAAGUACAGUGGAUCAGUAAAUGCAAUGUUUAGUAAGAAAUUAGGCACACUGACACUUAGUUUUGCCAAGCAGGGUGUUGUUAAACAACUGUUAACUGAGGGAGAGAAAUAUGUGAUGUCAGUAAGUCCUGUAAUGAGCUUUAGUGAGCAGGCCACUUAUGAUGUAGUUAACAACUUGGGCAGCCUGGCAGCAAGGUUUGUUUUCAGACCUAUUGAAGACAGCAGCUACUUCUAUUUCACCCAAAUGGUGAGCAGAGAGCUGCCUCUUCACAAGCAAGACCAAAACAAAAUUCAAGAAUCAUGCACAGUAUUGUCACAAGUAUGCAAAACUGUCAGUUCUAUUGGUUUAAUAGUUUUAGUAUUUGGACAAAGUUAUGCUAGAACACUACUCUUGUUGUAUGGAGGAGAGUCAUUUGUUGCAAGUGGCUUGCCAGUGCAAUUACUCAGAAGCCAUUGUUUAGCUAUAGUUUUGCUAGCAGUAAACGGAGUUACUGAAUGUUAUGCAUUUGCUACAAUGACAAGCACACAGUUGAACAGUUAUAAUUAUUUGAUGGUACUAUUUUCGAUAAGUUUUCUUUUAUUGUCAUAUGUUUUAACUUAUCUCUUCGGACCAGUAGGUUUUAUUGUAUCAAAUUGUAUUAAUAUGUUUGCUAGGAUAGUUCAUAGUGUUCAUUUUAUCAGUAACAAAUACAAAGGUACAGAUUAUAAGCCAUUGGAAGGUCUCUAUGUUGGUAAAAUUUUUUUGUUGACUUUAUUCAUAGCAGGCUGUGUUUGUAAAUUGUCUGAAAAUAAGAUAUCUCGUGAUUCUAUAAUUCUACAUAUAUCUAUUGGAGCUAUAUCAUUACUUUUUGUUCUUCUAGCAUGGGCAUAUGAAAAUAGAGACCUUGUUAUUAGAGUAUAUAAGAAGUUUUGGAAAAAAGAAGACAAAGUUUCUCUUGAUUAG
This is a messenger RNA of Spodoptera exigua (beet armyworm), 1677 nucleotides long. The record is from the annotation of a GenBank genome assembly. Lineage: Eukaryota; Metazoa; Arthropoda; Insecta; Lepidoptera; Noctuidae.